AGCCUGGGCCUCUUUCCCCUCCUCCCUCCCACCUCCAGCCUCCAGGUCGGCCCGGCUUGGGCCUGAGUGGCAGAGGCGCCUGCAGCUGCCAAUCCCAAAAAUAUUCUCUGAUGACACAGCUGGAAGACAAGAGCCCAGACUGGCUCCUCCAGGCUAAGUAUAGAGCAGGAGGGACCACCUGCCCUCGGCCCACAGCCCCAGAGCCCCAGCCUGUGGGCAGCUGCCAGGGGCCAGAACUGGUCCGGGAGCUUGUCCUGGCCAAGGUGAAGGCUCUCUUCCUAGAUGCCUUGGGGCCCCCAGCAAUGGAUGGGGAAGGCCCAGGUCCUGGAGUAAGGCGGCUGCCUCGAAGACAUGCCCUUGGGGCCUUCAAGCACAGGACCUCUGAAGCGGAAAAGGAUGCCUCCCAGGUCAUCAUUUUCCCAGCCACAGGUGCCACCUGUGAGGACCAGCCAGCUGCUCGUGGGCUUGCCCAGGAGGCUGAAGAAGGUCUUUUCACUUACGUAUUCCGGCCAUCCCAACAUAUACGCAACCACCAGGUGACUUCUGCCGAACUGUGGUUCCACACCGGGCUGGACAGGAAGAGCACAGUAGCCACUAACAGCUCUGGGGCCCUCUUAGACCUGCUGGUGUUGUCACAUGGGGGGCCCAUGGCUGUGCCUGUGUCCCUGAGACAGGGCCCUUCACGCUGGGCUGUACUGCACCUGGAGGCCUCUGCUUUCCCUCUGCUGACCCACCCCAUCCUAGUGUUGAUGCUGCGGUGCCCUCUGUGCUCCUGCUCAGGCCGCCCUGAGACCACGCCUUUCCUGGUGGCCUACACCCAGGCUAGACCACCCAGUACGGGGGAGAGGUCCCGUCGUUCAACUGCCUCGAUGCCUUGGCCUUGGUCUCCUGCAGCUUUGCGCCUGCUGCAGAGGCCUUCGGAGGAGCCCUCUGCCCAUGCCUACUGCCAUCGAGCUGCCUUCAACAUCUCCUUCCAGGAGCUGGGCUGGGACCGCUGGAUUGUACACCCUUCCAGUUUCAUCUUCCACUACUGCCAUGGGAGCUGUGGGAUGCACACACCUGACCUGCCCCUCCCGGUCCCUGGGGUUUCCCCAACCCCUGUUCAGCCUCUGUUUUUGGUGCCAGGGGCCAAACCCUGCUGUGCUGCUCUACCAGGGAGUAUGAGGUCCCUACGUGUCCGAACCACCUCAGAUGGAGGUUACACUUUCAAGUAUGAGAUGGUACCCAACCUUAUGACGCAACAGUGUGCUUGUAUCUAAAAGCAUCUUGCCUCCUCAUCCCACCAUCAUCUCACCAUCCCACUGUCAUCAGCUAGGAGAAAGGCGGGGUGUGGAAAGUAGACAGUUCCCACUUCCUCUUCCCUACACAUCCUGUCUGAGGGCUCCAUACCCUAUUCCACCCAGGUCCCUUGGAGAACAAUAAAGAAGGAAGUGUGUGUGUUACUUGGCAUGCAUUCUCGGCCUUCUUU
Molecule: messenger RNA, 1468 nt
Organism: Acomys russatus (golden spiny mouse)
Lineage: Eukaryota; Metazoa; Chordata; Mammalia; Rodentia; Muridae
Gene: Inha
Product: inhibin subunit alpha
Exons: 3
Coding region: 111-1259 (382 amino acids)
Biological process (GO): SMAD protein signal transduction
Cellular component (GO): extracellular region
Molecular function (GO): growth factor activity; cytokine activity
Source: RefSeq, a predicted model, not a curated record